UUCCAUGCACGUGCAGAGGUUGUCGCAAAUCUCAACUCAUUCUCUCUCUCACUUUCUCUGUGAUUUGUCUGUGUGGAAAGAACCCCAAAGUUCCGCCAUGGGAGAGCCUGAUCCUCCUCCGCGCCGUGUAUCAGUUCACCAAGCUCUGGGCGGUGGCUUCGUGGCCGAUCUGCUCCUUUGGAGGAGAUGGGGAGGAGGCGUGAUAGUGCUGGCGUCUGCGACAUCGCUGUGGUUCCUGUUCGAAAGAGCUGGUUACAAUCUCCUCUCUUUCGCCUCCAACGUCCUGUUGCUUCUUGUUGUCAUCCUCUUCCUCUGGGCUAAAUCUGCUUCCCUCCUCAAUCGACCGUUACCUCCCCUCCCUGAUUUGGAGAUUUGUGAAGAGUCUGUUGGUAAAUUUGCGGAGCUAAUGCGAGAAGCGGCCAAUUAUGUGCUUUCCUUUGCACAUGACAUAACUAUUGGUCGAAACUUGAAGGUUUUCCUUGAGGUUGCUUGUGGAUUGUGGGUUUUAUCCUGCAUAGGCAGUCUGGUCAACUUUCUUACUCUGGCUUAUAUCGGGGUUCUUCUUGCGCUGUCAGUUCCCUAUAUAUAUGAGAGGUACCAAGACCACAUUAACCCCAAGCUAUGUGUCGCAAACAGGGUGAUUCAAACGCAGUGCAGGAACAUUGAUAAUGUCUUGAAGAAGAUGCCGUUGCCCUCGAAUAAGGAAAAGAAGAUUCAGUAGGCUGAAGAGGUUUAGGAGCAAACUGAAAGGCGUGGAAGAGUGUUAAUCCUUUGAUUGAUUAAGACAAAGAUGCAUGCUUUGGUGUGCAUUGGACAGCCACUGAUGCAAUUUCUAGAUGUUUUGACUGCAAGUUAGUUUCACCAAAUUGUCUUCAUUAGGACCCAGAAAGACUCCAAGGAAAAUGAUCGAGUUAUGAUGGUCCCUUCUGCCUUGGAGGUCAAUGGUGUUGCCAGUGUUUGAUCUGCAGUUUCUAACCUUAGAUUUGCUUUAUUUCAGUUGAGUGGAGGUUUCCUCGGUUUGUGGGGCAGUUGCUUGCGUGAUACAUUUGAGGUAUAUAUUUCUUGUAAGUGAUUGUCAUAGAAAGUAUUUUGGCCGUGUUUUUUAUUUUCUUUGGUAACUUACCUGGAAUCGUUCAUCUUCAGAUCUUAUAUCAUAUUCACAUCACAUUUCCCCUUCU
Molecule: messenger RNA, 1178 nt
Organism: Punica granatum (pomegranate)
Lineage: Eukaryota; Viridiplantae; Streptophyta; Magnoliopsida; Myrtales; Lythraceae
Source: RefSeq, a predicted model, not a curated record